UUCAAGAUGGCGGCGCCCAGUGCUGCAGAAUUUGCCAGGUGGAAACAGCAGUGUCUUUCUGCCGCAGAUUUGAGUCGCAAAGGCAGCAUCGACGAACCGAUAGUAGAACUGGUCAACUUUAUCAACGGACAAGAGUUUCUUUUCACCACAAGCUCGUGUUCGGGGAGAAUUUCAGUUUUUGCUGAGAAACAUGAGGAAAAGAAGAAAGGCUGUGAUUGGUUGAUGAUAUCCCACUCUCAGACUGAUACAGCAUCAGUGAUGACGUCCCUGCGCAUGCAUGACCAUACCGGGUCUGCUGUGUUUAAGUUUGAGCCGUUCGUCCUCCAUGUUCAGUGCAGGACCAUUCAGGAUGCAAGACUUCUCCACCAGGCCGGUGUGCAGGCUGGCUUCAGGAACUCUGGGAUAUCCCUGGGGAGCAAGGGGAAGGUUGUGGUGGCCAUCAGAAGCACCCACACCCUAGAGGCCCCACUGUCUGACCGAGGCCGGAUGUUGGUGGAUGAAGGUUACGUCAGUUACCUGGUCACAGCAGCCAAUGGGAAACUAGAGGAGAACCAACGCAGGGUGCAAAGAUUCUUUUGUUACCUGAAAGAGAUACUCUCAAAGCAAGCGGAGUCGGUACCAUCUCAUACAGUUCAACACAGGAAAGAUAAACAUCAGGAAACACACAAAAACAGGAAACAGCAACAAGAGGGAAGGUCGGACAAAAGUGCAACUCAUGAGGAACAGGACCACAGCGAUGAUGGGGUAGACUUACAUGACCUGUUUGAAGGAAGCUGACAUCUGUUU
Molecule: messenger RNA, 786 nt
Organism: Branchiostoma belcheri (Belcher's lancelet)
Lineage: Eukaryota; Metazoa; Chordata; Leptocardii; Amphioxiformes; Branchiostomatidae
Product: tRNA wybutosine-synthesizing protein 3 homolog
Exons: 6
Coding region: 7-777 (256 amino acids)
Biological process (GO): tRNA methylation
Cellular component (GO): cytoplasm
Molecular function (GO): tRNA methyltransferase activity
Source: RefSeq, a predicted model, not a curated record